Messenger RNA from Gigantopelta aegis, 891 nucleotides. RefSeq lists its product as uncharacterized. The transcript has 3 exons. The record is from RefSeq and is a predicted model, not a curated record. The coding region runs from base 422 to 763 and encodes 113 amino acids. Lineage: Eukaryota; Metazoa; Mollusca; Gastropoda; Neomphalida; Peltospiridae.
AUGAUCAGAGUUUAAUCUGAAUAGUUCACUUCGGUGACCGUCGACAGUGCUAUUGGUGACCUCAAUACGAUUAGGUGCACGUGCGUUUGAAAGGUCGAUGUCCAACUCAACAAAUAGAGGGGCGUGGUUUGAAAACUCAUUAUAAUCGCAUGUUAUAAACUUUGUAAAUAAUGUGAAUAUAUCUGGGGUGGACAACAAAUAGUCAAUAACACUCAUACCCCUUGUGGGUGAAGCCACUGAUUUGAUUAUCCAGGUGUCUGCCGUUGACAAACCUGUUGAUUUACAUAAAUGCACAAGCCUCGUUCCGAAUUCAUUGUGACCGUUAUCUGGGUUUACACGUGACUGAAGAGGAACAUCACUGUUAUAAACAAACACAGUGUUAGUUGCAUUCGCUACGGUCGAGUGUAAAACGUCAGCGUCAAUGAAAUCAUCCAGUUGCCUGGUUCGACUGUUAAAAUCUCCUGUAACGAACACAUUUCCAAGAGUCGCUUUGUGUCCGCCAGAUGAUGACAUCAACUGUCCCGUGUACGCCGACACCGGCGACUGUCUCCACGUCGACCGUUUGGAACACAUGCACUGCCGUUGUCCAAAGUCUUGUGAGACAUUUUCCGCAUGCAACAAUAGUUUGGGUGACACGGAUUGCAAAUGCGCAAACCUAGCCUAUGAGGGAAAGUGCGACACUGAUCCGGAUGUACAGUCAACGUGCGCAUAUACAUGCGCACUAAGACGAAGUAAAGUCUCAGUACAGAACUUGUCUUCUUAAAGGGGCAGUCCUGAAUUUGUUAUCAUUAUUAGAGACGUUGCCUUCAAAAGAGACGUUUUAAUGACUAAAAUUGUAUAUUGAAAUAUAGUUUUCCCUGUUUCCCUGUGGCUAAAAAUUAAAUGUGUUUC